This is a messenger RNA of Williopsis jadinii, 930 nucleotides long. RefSeq names its product undecaprenyl diphosphate synthase family protein. Gene Ontology annotation, cellular component: membrane; lipid droplet; dehydrodolichyl diphosphate synthase complex. The transcript has a single exon. The record is from RefSeq and is a predicted model, not a curated record. Gene Ontology annotation, molecular function: ditrans,polycis-polyprenyl diphosphate synthase [(2E,6E)-farnesyl diphosphate specific] activity. The coding region runs from base 1 to 930 and encodes 309 amino acids. NCBI's taxonomy places the organism in Eukaryota, Fungi, Ascomycota, Saccharomycetes, Phaffomycetales, Wickerhamomycetaceae.
AUGAAACUAAUACCAGCGUUUGUCACGAACAGUUCACCAGUGGUCUGGCUUAACAAUUUCACAAGGAAGGCAAUUGCCAAUAUGCUUGCCACAGGGACGGUUCCAGAACACGUUGCGCUUAUCAUGGAUGGUAACCGGCGGUACGCCAAAACAAAUGGUUUACCAACUCAAGGCGGACAUGAAGCAGGAAGCGCCACGCUAUUGGAGAUCGUUGAUGUGUCGUUACAGUUGGGGAUCAGACAUCUCUCAAUAUACGCGUUCUCCAUCGAAAACUUCAACAGAAGCAAGGAAGAAGUUGAUCUGUUGUUCAGUUUACUCGUGGAGCGGUUGGACACAUUCUUAGAGCACAGAGAAAGAGUUGAUAAGGCACCGGCGGUAAGAAUUAGAAUUAUUGGGAACAAGUCUUUGAUUCCACCUCAAACAUUGUACAGGUUGGAAAACAUCGAAAAGAUCACGCAGAAUAACACGCAAUUGGUAUUGAACGUUUGCUUUGCUUAUACAUCAAGAGAUGAAAUAUCGCAUUCAGUGGGGGUAUUGGUUGAUAAAUUCGUGAACCAUGAGACCACACGGGUUGAUAUCGAUGAAAUCGCCAUUUAUAACAACUUUUAUUUUGGCCCUGAAACACCACCCGUGAAUUUGUUAAUAAGAACCAGUGGACAUACAAGGCUAAGUGACUUUCUCAUGUGGCAAGUUUGUGAGGACUCACAUAUAGAGUUCUUGAAUGUUUAUUGGCCAAGCUUCACAUCGUACCAUUUCUAUGCCAUCUUGGUCAAGUAUGGCUACUUCGAAAGCGCACAGCUAGCUGUUGACAAGUUGAAUUCAUAUACAAGUUCCAUGAUCAGUUACGUUGAAGAUGAACCAAGGAAACAGACUGAGCUUCACAGAUUACCGCCACACCCACCGUUUGUUUCAGUCUUGGGGAAACGGUAA